GGCGUGGAGUGUACAGCAAAGAUGGCGUUUCUGAUCCCUUGUUUGAUAGUAGCAACUCUGCUGCCUGUCUUCGGCUACGGUGAAACUUGCUCGAGUCCACAAGCAACUUUCAGUACUUACUCUACCACUGAAAUUCUUAUGGCGUCUGAGACGGUUUUCAUUGCUGAGUUUGAACUGACAUGUGGUGGUCAACCAGGCAAGGGUCUCUAUCUCCAUGCUGAGAUCAGUGGGCUUCACGUCCCUGUAACAAGUACUCCAGACACAAACAAGUAUCAAGUCAGUUGGCACAUGAAACAUUCCGUUGCCAAAGCCGGAGUAUACACGGUAAAUAUCUACGAUGAGGAAGGCUACGCUGCUUUGAGAAAGGCUCAACGGAGUGGGGAAGCAACAGACUCAGUAAAGCCAAUGAUAUCCACUGCAAUCAAGCAUAAGGGAGCGAGUCGACCGGGCUUUAUUGUUCAGACAGAGUUUGUAGCCGUCUUAACUGCCUUCCUUGUCUGGUGGUACGCCAACAGUGUUAAGGGACGAAUUAGCGAGUAGACAGUGUACGGCGUAUUGGCCUAGCAGAAGCACCAGUACAAUUGUAUUACGAUAGAAUCA
Molecule: messenger RNA, 600 nt
Organism: Corticium candelabrum
Lineage: Eukaryota; Metazoa; Porifera; Homoscleromorpha; Homosclerophorida; Plakinidae
Product: translocon-associated protein subunit delta-like
Exons: 5
Coding region: 22-540 (172 amino acids)
Cellular component (GO): endoplasmic reticulum; membrane; endomembrane system
Source: RefSeq, a predicted model, not a curated record